GUGACCCUAGUCGUGCUUCUGCAAGCUGCGCUAAUACUCAGCAAAGCGGUGGAACCAUUGCAACAACAACAACAACAACAGAAUAAACAAAUUGUUCAAACGCAACAAGUUGCUGAAAAACGUGUUGGUUAUGAUUACGCUCCUCAGGUCGAGGAGCACCACGUAGUAGAUCACCAUCCUGUUAUCGAUGAACAUCAUCAUCACGACGAGCAUCACCACGAUGAGCAUCACCACGAUCCGGGGUAUUGGAAGAAGAAGGUGACCUGGAAGAAGGGCUGGAAGAAGAUCUGGAAACCGGCGAAGAAACAGAUCUGGAAGCCGUCCUGGAAGAAGUACUACAAGCCCAUCUGGGUCCCGGUUCAGGUCCCGGCGUGGAAGGAGAUAAAGGUGCCGGAUUGGAAGAAGAUUUGGAAGCCGGUCUGGAAGCAGAUUCAGGUGCCAGCAUGGAAGGAGAUCCAGGUGCCCGAUUGGAAGAAGAUCUGGAAACCGGUCUGGAAGCAGAUUCAGGUGCCGGCAUGGAAGGAAAUCCAGGUGCCGCAGUGGAAGAAGAUAUGGAAGCCCGUCUGGAAGGAAAUUCAGGUGCCCGCGUGGAAGGACUAUCAGGUGCCGGCGUGGAAGAAGCACUGGAUCCCGGAAUGGCACAAAGUCGGAAUUCCCGGUGAACAUUUCUUAGGAAAGGAUCAUCACGGCAACGAAUACACCGCGCACGAUGUCUGGAAGAAGAAGUUAGUGUGGAAGCCGAUCUGGAAGAAGUAUUGGAAGACUGAGAAGAAGCAAAUCUGGAUUCCGGACAAGAAGUUGGAAUGGAAGGAAGACUGGAAGCAGGAAUGGAAGACGGUCAAAAAGCAGAUCUGGGUGAGCGACAAGAAGUUGGAGUGGAAGGAAGCUUGGAAGCAGAUCUGGCGCACCGAGAAAAAGCAAAUUUGGGUUAGCGACAAGAAGCUGGAAUGGAAGGAAGCCUGGAAACAGAUCUGGCGGACCGAGAAGAAACAGAUUUGGGUCACAGACAAGAAGCUGAAAUGGAAGGAGGCUUGGAAGCAGAUUUGGGUGCCAGACUGGAAGCAGAUCUGGGUUCCUGGUUGGAAGGAAAUCUGGAAGCCUGUGAUUAUCCAGGAGUGGUUCCCUACGCCCGACCAUCACGACCAUCACCAUCACGAGGAGCAGCACGGCGGUGGAUGGGAUCGAAAGGGUUCUCCCGCUCAGCAGGGCGUCAAAACCAACGAAAUCUUCAAGCGAAACACCCAAGAACAAGUACAACAAACGACAAGCAACGUCCAACAACAACAGCAGAAACAGCUACAAUCAAAUUGGCAAUUUCCUUCGUAAUUGCGACUCCUCCAUCUUCCUUCCCCUCGUAACCCAAUUGUAAAUAAUAUUUUCCACCUAACU
Messenger RNA from Nicrophorus vespilloides, 1389 nucleotides. RefSeq lists its product as uncharacterized. The transcript has 2 exons. The annotation marks the transcript as partial. Lineage: Eukaryota; Metazoa; Arthropoda; Insecta; Coleoptera; Silphidae. The record is from RefSeq and is a predicted model, not a curated record.